Messenger RNA from Ostrea edulis (European flat oyster), 1457 nucleotides. RefSeq names its product casein kinase II subunit alpha'-like. The transcript has a single exon. NCBI's taxonomy places the organism in Eukaryota, Metazoa, Mollusca, Bivalvia, Ostreida, Ostreidae. The coding region runs from base 122 to 1249 and encodes 375 amino acids. Gene Ontology annotation, molecular function: protein serine/threonine kinase activity; ATP binding. Gene Ontology annotation, biological process: protein phosphorylation. The record is from RefSeq and is a predicted model, not a curated record. Gene Ontology annotation, cellular component: cytosol; nucleus; protein kinase CK2 complex.
CGAUUUGUAUUUUUUACGAAAAAGGUGGAUUGACUGUUGCGAUAUGAUUUAGUUUAAUCCAAUAUAUAUACUAUUCAGGUCUGUGCAUCUGAAACAGUGUUUUAGGAUUUCAUACUUUAAUAUGGCAACCAUCAAAUCGUGCAUUUUAAAGGUUAUUGAAAAGCCAGAUCUUGUUUGUCAAUUGUGUGGAAGUCGAACGAAACGAUUUUUGAAGACAUUAUCAAAUCGAAGUCGACCCCGUGUGUAUGCAAAUGUAAAUUCGUACAAAUCAGAAGAAUAUUGGAAUUAUGAAGCUCAUGUUGUAAGAUGGGGUCGGUUUGAAGACUACGAAGUGAGAGGAAAAUUGGGAAGCGGAAAGUAUAGCGAGGUAUUUGAGGCAAUUAACAUCAGAAACGGUGAAAAGUGUGUCAUCAAAUUACUGAAGCCCGUGAAAAAGAGAAAAAUCAAAAGAGAAAUAAAGAUUUUAGAAAACCUACAGGGAGGAACAAAUAUAAUCUCGCUGCUGGACGUUGUGAAAGAUCCUGUGUCGAGAAGACCAGCUCUUAUAUUUGAGCAUGUGAACAAUCAAGAUUAUAGAACUUUGUAUCAAUCAUUUACAGAUUAUGACAUAAGGUUUUACCUCUAUGAAUUGCUAAAAGCAUUGAACUAUUGUCAUAGCAUGGGAAUCAUGCAUAGAGAUAUAAAACCAUCAAAUGUCAUGAUAGAUCAUGAUAACAGAAUAAUACGCUUAGCAGAUUGGGGUUUAGGAGAAUUUUACCACCCAGCUAUGGUAUAUAAUGUCCGAGUUGCUUCGAGGUACUACAAGGGGCCUGAACUCUUGUUAGAAUAUAAGACAUACGACUAUUCUCUGGAUAUGUGGAGUUUUGGGUGUAUGUUUGCUCAAAUGAUAUUCAGAAAAGUGCCUUUUUUCCUUGGACAAAACAAUUCUGAUCAGUUGUUGCAGAUAGUAAAAGUUUUAGGAACAGAUGAUCUUAACUGGUACUUAACAACUUACCAAUUGUAUGUAGGAUGCAUCUUAAACAUUGAUGACCUGAGGAAACAACCACAGUCAAGACAAAAGCUUGAACAAUUUGUGAAUGAUAAAAAUCGACACUUAGUGAGUCUGGAAGCUAUAGAUUUGUUAGAUAAACUUUUACGCUAUGAUCACCAAGAAAGACUUACGGCACAGGAAGCCAUGGAUCAUGCAUACUUCAACCCAGUAGUGAAAGAACAAAGGAUAUCUCCCAAAUCAGUGCCAACACAGUCAUAAUUCAUCCAAACAAAUGUGUUGUUAAUGUGACUGUAAAUUACUAAAGUAAAUACAUCACUUUGUGUAAUACAACCUGUCUCAGAAUGUUUCAAUGUCAAACGUUGGAUGUAAACAAGGUGAACCCGUAUAUCUCUGUACAUGUAUUUAUUUCUUUUGUGUAUAGAGAUUACUGGUAUUUAUUAUGGUUAAUAGAAUUAAAGCACGAUAA